Molecule: messenger RNA, 1182 nt
Organism: Saccharomyces mikatae IFO 1815
Lineage: Eukaryota; Fungi; Ascomycota; Saccharomycetes; Saccharomycetales; Saccharomycetaceae
Gene: RRD1
Product: peptidylprolyl isomerase RRD1
Exons: 1
Coding region: 1-1182 (393 amino acids)
Biological process (GO): mitotic spindle organization
Cellular component (GO): protein phosphatase type 2A complex; cytoplasm; nucleus
Molecular function (GO): protein tyrosine phosphatase activator activity; peptidyl-prolyl cis-trans isomerase activity
Source: RefSeq, a predicted model, not a curated record
AUGUCUCUGGAUCAUGUCGAUUGGCCGCACGCUACAUUCUCUACACCGGUGAAGCGUAUCUUUGAUACGCAAACAACACUGGACUUCCAAUCCUCGCUGGCCAUCCACAGGAUCAAGUACCACCUGCACAAGUACACCACCUUGAUGUCGCAUUGCGCAGACCCUGAUCCGCAGGCUGUUGCGUCGUCGAUUCCCAUGGACAACGGGCUAAUGCAAGUUUUGGACAAGCUCGCCCACCUUAUCGAUGAGACACCGCCGCUUCCUGGCCCCAGAAGAUACGGUAACCUCGCUUGUCGUGAGUGGCACCAUAAGCUGGAUGAACGUUUGCCGCAGUGGUUGCGGGAAAUGUUGCCCCCAGAGUACCAUGUGGUGGUGCCGGAACUACAGUAUUACUUGGGCAACAGCUUCGGUUCAUCGACAAGGUUGGACUACGGCACGGGCCAUGAACUUUCAUUCAUGGCCACUGUCACAGCACUGGACCUACUCGGUAUGUUCCCGCAUUUGAGGGGCACCGAUGUGUUCUUGCUGUUCAACAAGUAUUAUACGAUCAUGAGGAGAUUGAUCUUGACGUAUACGCUGGAACCAGCUGGGUCGCAUGGCGUGUGGGGGCUUGACGACCAUUUCCAUCUGGUAUACAUCUUGGGUUCGUCCCAAUGGCAGCUACUUGAUGCACAAGCUCCCUUGCAACCAAGAGAAAUACUGGAUAAGUCGCUGGUCCGCGAGUAUAAGAACACGAACUUCUACUGUCAAGGAAUAAACUUCAUUAAUGAGGUGAAAAUGGGGCCCUUUGAAGAGCAUUCGCCCAUCCUCUAUGAUAUCGCCGUCACCGUACCACGCUGGUCUAAGGUGUGUAAGGGCCUUCUGAAAAUGUAUUCUGUAGAGGUUCUGAAGAAGUUCCCCGUUGUGCAACAUUUCUGGUUCGGUACAGGCUUCUUUCCCUGGGUCAAUAUCCAAAAUGGAACUAACCUGCCCGUUUUCGAAGAAAAGGAGGAAGAGACCAUAGAACAAGCCAAUGCGGGGCCGCCAGGCCCAGAGCACACCUCAACACGAUUCCCAGCGUCCAUGUCGAUGCCUCCUCCGAUUACUCCGCUGUCUGGUAGCAAUAUCAACUAUCUACUAAGCCACCAGAAUCAUUCUCAGAGGAACCAGCCGUCCUCUCCAAGAGAUAGACUACGUAGAUAA